AUGCUAUUUUACUGUACUGUACAUGUAGCACGUCUUCGUUGUAAAAUUCCGAUAACAGCAUCUGCUUGGAACCGCACGAAACCCACAAUUACAACAAUUUCUAGCGAUAGAUUUUUAGCCUUGUCAGGGAGCGUUCGGAACCUCUUUCACCUUACAAGCUGGUUUAAUGCCGUAAUAGUAGUAGCAGUGGUAGCAGCAGCAUUAUAUAAUGCAAGUUUAAUAACGCCAAUGAGUAUUUUGAUGACAAGACUUAGCAGCUCUUUUCAACGCCCCUUGUGCAGGACUAUCAGCUAUCAGAUUUCUAAUAAAGUUCAUAGUAUUUUGGAUAGCAAUUUGGAUACUUUAUUAUUCAGUGAUAUCCAAGCAGCAAUAAGGAUGACACACAAUCGACCCAAGAAAUGA
Molecule: messenger RNA, 402 nt
Organism: Mycotypha africana
Lineage: Eukaryota; Fungi; Mucoromycota; Mucoromycetes; Mucorales; Mycotyphaceae
Exons: 4
Coding region: 1-402 (133 amino acids)
Source: RefSeq, a predicted model, not a curated record